AUGACGUCCAACGGUACCUCUCCCCCGACCUUCAUCAACCAGAAGCCUCUCCCCUGCAUUGUAGACAAUGCUCCGUUCACCCCUUCCCACACGUAUGAUGUCCAGCGUACGGAUCAGCCCUCCACAGCAUCUCGCGAUGUCACCCACAAGGUCCACGCCAUCUCUCCCUCUGAUGUGGAGAAGGUGGUAGCUUCUUCGCACGCCGCCUUCCCCGGCUGGCGCGCCACCCCAGUCUCCCGCCGUAAGGAGAUCAUCCUCAAGGCAUGCAGCCUCCUCCACGAGCGAGUCCCCGAGUAUGCGGCCAACACCAUGGAGGAGACCGUGCUCUCGCGCGGCAUGGCUGGAUUCGAACUCGCUGUCCUCGCCACCGGUCACCUUCAGAGCGCAGCUGAAAGCAUGACGACCGCACUCAAGGCCGAGCUGCUGCCUCCCGGAGAUGACGGCGCCAUGAAGAUUGUCAAGCGCGAACCAUACGGCGUGGUGCUCGGCAUCGCGCCCUGGAAUGCGCCCUUCAUCCUUGGCCUGCGAUCAGUGCUCUACGCCAUCGCUGCAGGCAACACUGCCAUCCUCAAGACUUCCGAGUUUGCUCCCCGCGUUCACCUCAGCGUUGCGCAGAUUUUGAUCGACGCCGGUCUGCCCAAGGGUGUCCUGAAUGUGGUCCAUGUCGACCCUUCGCACGCAGCUGAAGUGACCGAAGCGCUCAUCUCGCACCCCCGCGUGCGCAAGGUCAACUUCACCGGCUCCACCCGCGUCGGACGCAUCAUCGCAAGCACCGCCGCCAAGCACCUCAAGCCCGUCGUCCUCGAGCUGGGCGGCAAGGCACCCUUGAUCAUCUUGGAGGACGCAGACCUGGAUCUGGCAGCCAACGGCAUCCUCUUCGGCGGCUACCUCAACAGUAACCAGAUCUGCAUGGCCGUCAACAACGUCCUCGUCCACUCUGCUGUUGCGUCCAAGCUCGAGUCCACCCUGCAGACCCUGUUUAACCAGCAUCGCGAGAUCUUCACGGCCAAGCUCAGUCAAGGAUUUGAGGAUAAGCAUGCUUUGCGAUCGCUCUUCACCGCUGCCUCGGCGGACCGCCUGAAAGUUCUCUACGAAGACGCCGUCUCGAAGGGCGCCAAGGUAGUCGUCGGCGAAGCCGGCUUCGACGGCGCCCUCGUGCAACCCAUCGUCCUCUCCCCCGUCGACAACAAGAUGAAGAUUUACACAGAAGAGACUUUCGGCCCCGUCCUCUCGCUCAUCACCUUCAACAGCAUCCAAGAAGCCAUCGACAUUGCCAACACGCCCGAAUACGGCUUGGCUGCCAGUAUUUAUACGAGAAACCAAAAACUCGGGUUGGAGCUGGCCGAUCAGAUCGAUGCGGGGCAGGUGCACGUCAAUGCUCAGCCGGUACACGAUGAUCCCGUGAUGCCGCAUGGUGGAUGGAAGAGUUCCGGUUAUGGACGGUUCAACGGCGUCGAGGGUGUCAAGGAGUUUACUCAGACCAAGGGUAUUACGGUCCAAGCGGGACAUGCGACGCCGUUCCAGUAUGUGUAA
This is a messenger RNA of Kalmanozyma brasiliensis GHG001, 1533 nucleotides long. Its product is annotated as Aldehyde dehydrogenase. Gene Ontology annotation, molecular function: succinate-semialdehyde dehydrogenase (NAD+) activity. The transcript has a single exon. The record is from RefSeq and is a predicted model, not a curated record. The coding region runs from base 1 to 1533 and encodes 510 amino acids. NCBI's taxonomy places the organism in Eukaryota, Fungi, Basidiomycota, Ustilaginomycetes, Ustilaginales.